AUGUCUUCGCCGCCGCGUUCUUCGCCGCCGCGCCCUACGCCGCCGCCGCGCUCUCCGGGUCGCCAGGCAGUUUCGGGGCCACGUCGUCCAACGCCGCCCCGUCGCUUCGUCCCUGACGACAGUUUGUUUACGGCCAGCUACUCGCUGAUUGGUGACAACUCUUCGACGGAUGACGAUCGCUACUUCAAGGCGAGCACGCAACUGCCUACGCCUGUUGAAGCUGUGCAGUGCACGCGCAUGUGGAUUCCCGCGGCGCGCCUGUCGGCUGAGCAUAGCACGGACGAGAUCCUCCAAUCAUUGGCAGGAGACUCUCAGCCCGCCAUUUGGCAGGCGCAUCGGGCUUCUUUGCGCGACUUUGUCCGGAUUCCGCACCAAGGAAUCUCCUUUCUCUGCACGUCCGACGCGGCUCUACACUCGUUGGGUGGUCUGGCGUUGCAGGUUUGCGGCUCGACGGUGCACAUCCGCAAGUAUUCGAAGUACGACAAACUGUACUUCGUGGAUCUGACUCGACUUCCUGGUGACGUGCCGGACCGGGCCAUCUACAAUUGGUUCGUUAACCGCGGUUCUCGUCCGGUUCUUAUCACCCCAACCUAUGUUGCGGGUGAGCUAAAGUCGCGCGACCGUACGGUGUACUUCCACGCGGUUCAGUGCCCUUCCGGUCUUUUUCUCGAGAAUGGUGAACCCCUUCGCGAGAUUUACUUCGAUCCUGAAGACAAGCCGUGUUUCGUUCAACAUCGGCUUCGCAAGCUCAACCGUGUCAAGCCUCCUUCGCUUCGCCGGGUGGCUACUUCGCGGGAAAUUCCUUUGGACGAUUUCGAUGAUGCGGCUAUGGAGAUAGAUGAUGUUGCGUCUCGUUCGUCGAAUACCGGUGGCCCACCUCCGGGGGAUUCUAUUUCGGCUGCCGUUCGGGCUUCUAAAGAGCGGCCUCACACUUCGCCCGCGACAACUCGGUCGCCGACGACACUACUUAUACUCGACUCUGUCGAGGCGGACGCGCCAACUUGGAAAUUGAUCCAAGCUUCUCGCCGAGGGAUUAUGCAGGAUGCCGGUCCUGUGUGUGAACCUACUGGCUUGAUGCCGUGCUCGCUUGCCGAGAUUUCUGAUGACUCGUCGGCGCUCAAGUAUUCGACGAUGGUCGACGUGUACAACACGUACGACGUUCUGACGGAUUCUGGAUUUGAUGACUCUCAGCCUCCGGACGUUGACAUUACGGUCUACGAUGAGCACCUCAACAGUGUGGCUGGAUUUACUGAGGAUUCUGAGUUGGUCAAUCGCUGUGCUGCUCACGCGCUGAUGGGCGCUCGUAAGCUAAAGCCGAAACGACAACAGCUUUCGGCUCUGGAACUGGACGCGCUGAUAGCUGAAUUUGUGACGAAGGACGUCAUGAAUUACUCUUCGCAUGAUGAUCUUCUUGCUGCAAUUCAAGUGCAGCCUGCGUAUCUACGCCACUUGUACAAGCUUCCGGCUGAGUGGCUUGAACGGACUUACCGUACACACGCGGUUUUUCGGGCGUCCCGUGGCGUUCGUCUUCCUGAUGGACAGAACGACAUACUUUCCUACUUGCAAUCCAAGUUUGAUGCUCCGGGGGCGUCUAUGACUCAGCUUUUCAACUCCGUGUUUCCCACGGAUGAGGCUCGCAGAGCUGCUUUGGCUUGGUCCAAGUGUGAUUUGUUUUUGAUGAUUUUCGCUCCUGGAAUUUACUUCGAUCCGGUCAAGCUCGCGAUGCUAAUGCCCGGAAACUAUUCGUGCACGCGUCUGCGAUUGACGCCGUUUUUAUUGUGGAGUGAUUUGAACCUGCAAUGUGUCACGCAAACGGAUGUCUUGGCGGUCUUUCUGACAGACCGGCGCACCCCAGACGAUGUUCGUCUCUCUAUUCAAGCUCUGAAGGACACUCCUCUUCCUGCGGUUGCGACCGCCUCAAGUCAAGUUGUUCCCGCUCAACUCUAA
Peronospora matthiolae is the source of this 1947-nucleotide messenger RNA. The record is from the annotation of a GenBank genome assembly. Lineage: Eukaryota; Oomycota; Peronosporomycetes; Peronosporales; Peronosporaceae.